Molecule: messenger RNA, 1884 nt
Organism: Daldinia childiae
Lineage: Eukaryota; Fungi; Ascomycota; Sordariomycetes; Xylariales; Hypoxylaceae
Product: Laminin subunit alpha-2
Exons: 2
Coding region: 1-1884 (627 amino acids)
Source: RefSeq, a predicted model, not a curated record
AUGGGCAACAUACUCUCUACGUUCUCUAGUGCCGCUGCUCUCGCCAAGGAAGAAAGAGAAGCCAUAGAAAAGAAGAUUGCAGAGAGAGACGAGAACAUUACCACUCUUGAGAAGGACUUGGCUACGAAGGAAAGCGAACUGUCGGAGGCGAAGGAAGAACUCAACAAGGCCACCGAGGAGACAGAGACCCUGCGCAAAAAGAUCGACGAAUUGGAAGCGCAGUCCUCAUCACUGAAGCAGGAAAACCAGGAACAGGCUGAUAAGCUUCAAAAUGAGCUAAAGCAGACUUCUGACGACUCCGCCUCAGUGCGUCGCACUCUCGAAGAGUCUGCCUCUGCCAAAGCCCAGGAGCUCGAGGAAAAACGUGCCGAACUAGCACAGAAACGAGACGAGGUGAACGCCUUACAACAGGAGAAGAACUUACUAAGCGAGGAGCUAUCAGCCGUUAAGCGGGAAUUAGCCGAUGCUAUCGAGCAGCGCAAUUCUCUCGAAGCCUCUCUCAAGGAAGAAUUGGCCAGCGUGAAAGAGGAAUUGAUUGCCUCAAGCAAGAAACACGAGGCCCUGCAGAGCGAUCACAGCAAGCUCACCGAAGAGCUCUCAUCUGUAAAGACUCGCCGAGAUGAACUAGAGCAGAGUCUUACAAAAUCGUUAGACGAGCUCAAGGCCCUCGAGCAAACUCACGAUCAACUCAAGAAAGAAUCUGACGAUGAGAUUGCCUUGGCAAAGAAAACCCUGGCCGAAACGCAGCAGAAGCAUGAGGACUUGCACCAAGCCCAUGGCCAGUUGCAGACAGAAUCCGGUGAGAAGGCUGCUGAGGCGGAGAGGAAUGUGGCUGAAUGGAAGCAAAAGCAUGAGUCCUUGCAGGAGGAAUACGAUAAUCUUACUAAGGAAGUAGAAGAUGCCAAGAAGAGCUUGACCGAAGCCGAAGAGAAGAGGCAGUCGCUUGAGCAAUCCCACGAAGCUGAAUUGGAGCGACUGCGUACCGAUGCGGAGAAGCUGCAACAAAACAUUGCUGCUCUAGAAGAGAGCCAGAACAAGCUGAAGGCAGAUCAUACGGCGGAGCUCGAGAAUGCGCAGAAAGAGGCAAGCGAAUUAGAGAGCAAAUUAAAAUCGACUCAGGAGGAGGCCGAGACACUACAAAAGCAGCUUGAGACCCAGGCGGCCGAGCUUGAGAAGGCAAAGCAAGAAGCUGUGGAGUUACAAGACAGGAUCACAGCUACCGAGGGUGAAUGCGAGAAGUUGCAAGCACAAUAUAACGAGCAAUCUGCUACACUUGAAAAGCAAAAUCAAGAAGCAACUGAGUUGCAAGACAAGAUUAAGGCCACCGAGGAUGAACGCGAGAAGUUGCAAGCGCAACACGACGAACAGGCUGCCACGCUCGAAAAGCAAAAGCAAGAAGCAGUCGAGUUGCAGGAAAAGUUGGAAUCCGUCCAGAAUGAACGAGAGCAUUUGCAGAAGCAGCAUGAUGAACAAGCGGAAGAAAUCACUAGCCUGAAAGCUAAGGUCGAGGAGAGCAAUGCUAAUGCCGAGGAGGCUAAUGCCAAGGCUGCCAAGAUUGAAGAAGACCUUAAGGAAGCUCAAUCUGAGAAGACUGCUCUCGAGACGAAGAUUAGCGAGCUCCAAUCCGAAAAGCAGGAAGAUGAGAAAACUCAGUCCGAUCUGAACGCCAAGCUCGAAGACGCUCAAGCUGAUGUUGCUCGCUUGGAAUCCGAGAAGAAGGAAGCCACAGAAAAGGUUGAGAGUCUUGAGGAGCAAGUUAAACAGUUGAAGGCGGCUGUGGCACCUAAGGUGAACGGCACCGCUACUGAGAAUGGAACUACCGAGAAUGGCACUACCGAGAACGGUAUCGCCGAGAGCAAAGAGCCGGAGAAAGUUGCAGCUUAG